Messenger RNA from Leptinotarsa decemlineata (Colorado potato beetle), 941 nucleotides. Its product is annotated as juvenile hormone esterase. The record is from RefSeq and is a predicted model, not a curated record. Lineage: Eukaryota; Metazoa; Arthropoda; Insecta; Coleoptera; Chrysomelidae.
GAUGAUUAUCCAAGUUCUGCUAAGUAUAAAGAGUGGCUUGAUGAUUUUGUAGCCUCAUUAAGGUUUUACCUUCAAGCCGCCAUGAUGAAAGUAACGACACUGUUGGUUUUAGUAACAACUAUUUCAUUUGCAGUGGCAGAUAUUUUGGUAACUAUUCCAAAUGGAAAGCUAAGAGGACGGAAAGAAUAUUCGCAAAGAGGAAUAUCCUUUUACGCCUUUCAACAAAUCCCUUAUGCCAAACCACCCGUUGGAGAAUUACGUUUUAGAGAACCUCUACCUCCUAACAAUUGGAAUGGCAUAUUGGACGCAACCUACAAUGAUAAAUCCUGCGUACAAUUCUUCAACAAUUAUGUGCCAAAUAUAAGUCACUUCGAAAGUGAGGAUUGUUUAUAUCUUAACGUCUAUACACCACAAUACCCUUCUACCAAUUUAUCCCUUCCUGUAAUGUAUUUUAUUCAUGGAGGAUCAUUUUUAAUUGGUGCUGCUAAUUUUGAAUACACCGGUCCUCAUUAUUUGUUGGAAAGUGGAGUUAUUGUUGUAACUGUGAAUUAUCGAUUAGGUGCUUUCGGUUUUCUGACAACUGGAGACGAAAUAAUACCUGGCAACUACGGUUUGAAAGAUCAACAGAUGGGACUCAAGUGGGUCCAGAAAAAUAUCAAGUAUUUUGGUGGCGAUCCAGAAAAAGUAACCAUAUUUGGGCAAAGUGCAGGAGCAUCGUCUGUAGGUUUUCAAAUGAUGAGUAAAGGUUCCAAAGGCACUGUAAUCCUGUUUGUGUACUUGAAUAGGAAUGAGAUAAUAAUGAUCCACAAAAAGGUAGAACAUUGAAGGAUUUUAUUGUUACCCAGCAAAUAAUUUUUGGUGGCAAACUAUUGGCCAUUGAAAUAUUUACAUUCUGAGAAACAAUUGCAAUACAGUGGGGAAAAAUAAAACAGCUACUUUCA